This is a messenger RNA of Taeniopygia guttata (zebra finch), 6859 nucleotides long. It is a transcript of the gene CEMIP2, whose product is annotated as cell migration inducing hyaluronidase 2. The record is from RefSeq and is a predicted model, not a curated record. Lineage: Eukaryota; Metazoa; Chordata; Aves; Passeriformes; Estrildidae.
UUGCUGCGUGAAACGGUGGGAGGUCCCAAACUUAAGAGAAGCCCCUUGUCAGAUUUGCAUCAAAGCUGACAGCCUGAGGUGCUCUGAGGCUUGACAGUCCCUCUUAUAGCCUAUGCCAAUUGAUGCUCUUUGCUGUGUAACAGCUUCAGGCAGGGGUUCCCUGAAAUUCAAAACAUUUUUGGCUUUAGUUUGAUUUUACUUAAAAAACAUUAGAACCCGAAACAAAAUUCAAACAAGACAAAACAAACAGCAACUAAAUCAGAAAGUGGAAUCAGAUUCUCCAGUCGGCUCUUUCCCCUGGUCAGACUGCCCGGACUACAACCGCGUGACUUUAUAACAUGCAAGGCACUGAUACCAGGGGGAGCUCCCCUGCAUUCCUCCGUCCUCAAAACGGGAGCAGUCACAGGUCUUCGGGGUACGUCCCAGGGAGAAUUGCCCCUCUCCGUCCCCCGCUGCCUUCGCAGAACCAUGCUGCAGCAGAAUUUACCUCGGCAAGACAGGAAGCACAGACAAGACUCCCAUCCUUAUCAGUGGAGCAGCACCGCCGACAGGCAGAAGCCAACAGACAUAAAAAUACUCUUAUUUGCUCUGCCAUUUCUAGCCUUUCACUUUUUGUUGCACUGGGGAUUUUUUUGGGAAUAGCUUCAAAAUAUGCUCCAGAUGAGAAUUGUCCUGAUCAGAAUCCUCGCCUUAAAAACUGGAACCCUGGAAAGGAUCCUGAAAAACGAGUUAUUAUCAAAAAAGGGGAUUUGUUUCGUCUGAACUCAGACGCUACAGUACACUCUAUAGUUAUACAGGAUGGAGGUUUACUUGUUUUUGGUGAUGAUAAGGAAGGUUCUAAAAAUAUUACCUUGAGAACUCGAUUUAUCCUGAUAAAGGAUGGUGGAAUGCUUCAUGUUGGAGCAGAGAAAUGCCGCUAUAAAUCCAAAGCAACUAUUAUUCUGUAUGGGAAGUCAAAUGAAGGUGCUGAUGUGCCAGAAUUUGGCAAAAAAUUUAUUGGCGUGGGCCCUGAAGGAACGCUGGAGUUGCACGGGCACCAGAAGGUAUCAUGGACUCUUCUGUCAAAGACUAUAUAUUUCUCAGGGCUGGCCUAUGGUCAUUAUACAUUUAAAAAGAAUUUUUCCCGAGGACUAAAUGUUAGAGUGAUCGAUCAGGAUACAGCAGAGGUUUUGGAAGUGCUGAAGUUUGAUACUCAUGAAUUUGCAGAGGAAAGCUUAAAGCUCCAGAACUUACUGAAAAAUGGGCAUCCUGGUCGCAUUAUUGCUAUUGCUGUAGGAGAUUCAGCUGCUAAAAAUCUUUUGGAGGAAACCAGAGUGACUAUUCAAAAUCUUCUGGGAAGUAGGUUUGUCAGAGGAUUAAGUUACAGGCAAGCCUGGGCUUUAGUUGGUGUCAUAGGUGGUGGAAAUUCUUCCUGUAAUGAAUCAGUGAGAAACUAUGAAAACCACAGCACUGGUGGGAAAGCUCUUGCUCAAAAAGAGUUUUUCACACUGGAUGGUCAGAAGUUUGUUGUGAGAGCUUACAGCGAAUGGAAUGAUGGUGUUCCAAUAUCAGGCUUCCAGGUGGAAGCAGUGGGUGGAGUAAUACUGAAUCUUCUAGAUGAUGUUAGUAGCUGGGAGCCAGGAGACAGGAUUGUGGUUGCAAGCACAGACUAUUCGAUGUAUCAGACUGAGGAAUUCACCCUCCUUCCCUGCACAGAGUGUACCAAGCAUCAGGUUAAAGUCAAAGUGCCACUUCCUCUUCUUCAAAGUGCUCUUCAUUCUCGGAAGUUCUCUGUCAACACCCUCAGAUUUCCCUGUCCACCUCUGCCUCAAGGCACUGCCAGUCUGUCUGUUCCUCUGGUGUUGAAAUUUGCUUCUCACACAUUUGUUAGCAUGGAAAACCCUCAGUUUCCUCAUGUAGGAGAACUAAUUGAUGGAGUAGACAUGAGAGCAGAAGUUGGAGUUCUUACAAGAAACAUCCUAAUAAAGGGGGAGACAGAAAAUACCUGCUAUCUUGAAAAGGAGUGUCAGUUCUUCAGUUACGAUACAUUUGGUGGACAUAUCAAGAUUCUGAAGAAUUUUACAUCUGUUCACCUUUCCUAUGUGGAAUUGAAGCAAAUGGGCCAGCAGCAGAUUGGAAGUUACCCUGUUCACUUUCACCUUUGUGGGGAUGUGGAUGAAAAAGGAGGAUAUACUUUUAAAACUUAUCUGGAAGGUCUUGCUAUUCAUCACUGUUUUUCCAGAUGUGUGACUGUUCAUGCAACUAAUGGUUUGCUGAUAAAGGACACCAUUGGCUAUGAUACCCUAGGUCACUGUUUCUUCAUAGAAGAUGGCAUUGAGCAGAGGAAUACUUUGUUCCACAACCUUGGGCUAGUCACAAAACCAGGCACUCUGCUACCAACAGACAGAAACAGUAGCAUGUGUAUUGGGAUUAGGGAUAAGGUAUAUGGAAGUUAUGUCCCAGUGCCAGCCACAGAUUGCAUGGCUGUUUCAACAUUCUGGAUUUCUCAUCCCAACAAUCAUCUUAUAAAUAAUGCAGCAGCAGGCUCACAGGAUGCUGGAAUAUGGUAUUUGUUCCACAGGGUUGCUACAGGAGAUUCUCACAGUCUAGCCAUCGAAACCAAAUCAGAGCUUACACCCCUAGGAAUCUUCUAUAACAACAGGGUUCAUUCUAAUUUUAAGGCUGGUUUGUUCAUUGAUAAGGGUGUUAAGACAACUAAUGCUAGUGCAGAUGAUCCCAGAGAAUAUCUUUGUUUGGACAACAAUGCAAGGUUUCGACCUCAUCAAGAUGCAGACCCUGAAAAGCCCCGAGUUGCUGCCCUGAUUGACAGACUAAUCUCUUUCAAAAACAAUGAUCAUGGAGCCUGGGUCAGGGGAGGAGAUAUCCUCAUUCAGAACUCUGGGUUUGCAGACAAUGGAAUAGGUUUGACAUUUGCUAGUGAUGGAAGCUUCCCAAAUGAUGAAGGUGCCAGCCAGGAGGUAUCAGAGUCGCUGUUCAUAGGUGAGAGCAAGAAUUAUGGGUUUCAAGGUGGACAAAAUAAAUAUGUGGGCACUGGAGGAAUAGACAACAAGACACGCACUCUGCCUAGAAAUCGGACAUUUCCAAUCAGAGGCUUUCAGAUUUAUGAUGGACCUAUUCACCUUACCAAGUGCACAUUUAAAAACUUUGUACCAACUCCAGACAGAUUUACCAGUGCAGUUGGAUUCUUGAUGAAAAAUCCAUGGCAGAUGACUCCAAAAAAUAACAUUUCUUUUGUGAAGUUUGGUCCAAACGUUUCUUUGAAAGCCUUCUUUGGGAAGCCUGGUCCCUGGUUUGAAGAAGGAGAUCUGGAUGGUGAUAAGAACUCAAUAUUUCAUGAUCUAGAUGGCUCAGUGACUGACUACAGGGAUACCUAUGUGGGCCGAAUGGAUAAUUACUUGAUUCAACACCCCAAAUGCAUUAACAUCACAGAAUGGAGUGGAGUGGUUUGCAGUGGGAACUAUGCACAGGUUUAUGUUCAAACCUGGAAUGGACAGAAUCUCUCCAUGACUAUUGUCCGAGAUGAGUAUCCAGCCAAUCCCAUGGUUCUUCGAGGUAUUAAUCAGAGAGCAGCUGCCUUUCAGCAGUACCAGCCAGUCGUGAUGCUCCAAAAGGGCUAUACAAUACACUGGAAUGGAAAAGCUCCAAAUGUCACCUAUCUGUAUCUCAUUAACUUCAGCAAGAAUGACUGGGUUCGUGUCGGUCUUUGUUACCAACAAAAGACAGAUUUUCUUAUAGUAUUGGAAACUUUUCAAAGGCGGUCAUCUGCCCUGUCAAGCAAGGUGGAACGCUACAUGCCUGUAUCUUCAAUGAUGGAGCUUGAAAAGAAUCGAUCAGACAAGAAGUUUUACUUUGACAACAGUACUGGAUUACUGUUUUUAUUUCUUCAAGCCAAAUAUAAUAGGGAUGGUCACAGUUAUUGCUCAUCUCAGGGAUGCGAAAGAAUCAAGAUUGUGACCAAAGAUUCAUCAAAAGGGAUAUGUAAUUGCAUGGCAAAAGCUUACCCAAAGUACUAUCAAGUACCAACCAUCAUAAAGCAGAUGCCAGGAAAAACUACUGUACCAUGUACAAAAUGUGGCACAACUCAGAUGGUAUUCACGAGUGACCCUCACAGAAACUACCUCCUUGUGCAGGUUAAUUCAUCUGAUGAAAAAGAGUCAAGCAAAGGUCAGCAAGCAUUUAUAUAUGUUAAUAACACCAUAUUUUCCUUCAAGGAUAAUGGAAUACUUAUUGUUGUUGUAGAUGCCUGCACUGGCACAGUUUUGGGAAACAAAUUAUUUUCUGGAGUAGACAUUAGGCGUGUAGAUGGAUAUUUAAAAUCUGGAAUUCCACAAAGGUCUAUAGUUCUCCUGAGCACAAGAGGUGAUGUAGCAAUUCCUAAUAAUUUAGCUGAAGCCUUAAUGUCCCUGGGGACAGCAAAACCACCUUAUCUUCAGAGCAACGGAAGCUUGGCCUUUCUGGGCUUCAGAGGAAACAUUAAGCCAUCCUGGAUUAAGCUGUUUACCAGUCCUGCUGGGCAUGGGCUCGUUCAGAUAGAAAAGUAUAUCCCUCUGCAACUGGAAGAGUAUGGCUGUGCCAGAGCAAUUAAAAGCCGUCAGAAAGACCUUGAGCUUCUGAAGAAGGCUGCACGAUCUCAUUAAAGACUAAGAUGUACAUAAAAUCUGGGGGAAAAAUGUGAACUAACUUAUUUUUAAUUUAUGGCAUUUUAAACUAUAUUGUUAUCCAAGUAAAUCAUGUUGUUGUCUGACAGAUGUUUGCCAGCAUUGACUGCUUGAAUGCCAAUCUGUGCACCUUCUAGUUGUACAAAAUAUUGAAGAAUUUAUUAGUAUUUGUAUAAACAGGUUUCAGAGAUUUUUCAGAUGUUUGUAUUUACUGUAAACAAGUUCCUUCUGUUUAAUACUCCUUUUGUAUGCAAGAGGGUAUUCAUAAAAGCCUUAAGUUUUUAGUAACAGGUGUUGGAGUACAUUUUGGGUUACUUGAAAGAUUAACAUAAAUGCCUUCAUAAACAGCUUGAACUGGUCAUUAUAACUUAAGCAUUUUUCCCUCAGCUCUUUAGGUGUUUCCAUGGCAGUUUAUCUGUCAGCUCAGUUACAUUCUGUCUGCUUUCCAAUGUGUUAAAACCCAGUUUCCUUUAUGCAUGUGGCUGACUCAAGGGAUUUUUAACUGCAGUAAAGAUUUUUGCUUUCCUGUAUGAAAGAUGGAGGGAGGAAUUCAAAGAUCCAGCCUGAGCCUGGGUGAGGAUUGUGUACCAUUCUGCAGUUUUACAAGGCUUUGUGUACAAGUGUGGCACACAGAGCAGGAAAUUACUCCUGUUCUUUAGGAUCACUGUUUAUUAUUCUCUCUAAAUACGAAGGUAUGUCUGUAAGAGUUACUUUAAUAAACAGUCUAGAAGUUAAGGCUGCAGUCUUGAGUACAGCUUGACUUUAGCUUAGUCUUUUAAAGCUUUUAGUAAGAAGGGCAAAGCUGAGAGAGAUACUGUUACUCUCAAUUUGUUAGGAAAUGAAGCUUCUACUCUUGCAGUGGUGGAUUUUUUUGUUUUGUUUUGAUUUUGUUAUUUUUUUGGUGUUUUGGGGGUUUGUUUUGUUGUCUGUUGGGUUGUUUUUGUUUGGUUGGUUUUUGGUGUUGGUUUUUCUUUAACUAUUUUUAAGGCUAUCUCAGCUUUAACUUCUAAGUGAAUGGAAAGUUCUCUCAGUUCAUUAAGUCAUACCUUCUACCUUAACUUUGAUUCUUCUAGUAUACUCAUGUUGUUAAUUCCUAUUGACUUUAUAUUAGGUCUGUUGAUUUAAUCUGGUAUUGUUGCAAUUAUUUGGCUCUGCCAGUAGUGUGAAAAUCAUUUAGAACAGUGGCACAGCUGUCCUUUUACAGGAUCCUCAUUUUUGAAAUUAAAUUUCAGUGACAGUAAAGAUGCAUUUCACAAUAGGCAGCAAUAGGUGCCAUAGGGCUAAAGUGUGACCCUAGUUCUGAUAAAAAUGACAUAUUUCCUUCUUCUUGUACAUGUUCUCACUCAUUCGAGUUGGUAUAAUGUAUCUACCAUUCAUAGAUGAUUUGUGCUUUGAAUUCAAAAUAGAGUGGCUGUUGGAAAUGAACUAUAUGCCUGUCUUCUCCAAAGAUGUUGAAAAACUGUGGGGAUUUUUUUUUUUUUUUUGUGCUUUAAAGGAGAAGAUGCACAAUAUCAAACAUAUUACUCUGUUCAAUUAAAAUAUGCUACCUCAGUGCUACAAUUAAACUGCCUGGUCUAGUGUAGUUUCCUAAGUGAGAAAGGAGGAGGUAAGGAGUAUGAUACAAGAGUUGAAGUUAACAAAUAGAUGACCAAUACUAUUUUUAUUGUAAAAGCAAGCCAAAUGGAUGAUUGUGUAUUUUGCAGUUCUCUUGUUAUGUUUAAAAGAGAAGUAAUUUUGUUAGGGGAAGCUGUGAUAAAUCUUUAUGACUAACUGUAAUGUUUGGUGUUAUUAAUGCAGGGCAGUCAUGUAAAUGCUCUGAGUGCAGUAGUGAUAGUGUUUGGGGAUUAAAAUGGCUUUAAGGCUUCCUCUAUUCUCUGCUCAGCAGAGAAGUAGUGAUGAGGUAGUGAUCCUCCGGCUUGUGAAGUUGGCCAUUAUUUAUGAUAUUCUGCUGUUCUAAGCGUCUUGUAAAAAUUGUCCUUGGAAGUGUCAAGGGUAUUCUGAUGUAGGCCUUACUGAUGAGCAAUUGGACCUGAAGUUAAAAGUGUUUGUCUUUUGUGUAAAUUAAAACACAUGACAAAUAGCAUAAAUAAAUUUUUAUGUCUGACAAGGCAAUAAAAUGAUGGAUGUCUUCUGUUCUUGUAUCAAGUAAUUUUAUAAUGUAUGCUGUGUCAACAAUACAAACUAUCUUAUUUCAACACCGA